AAGGGGAUACCGAGAGUCCUUCGGCCACAGAAUUUAUGGCUUUGGUCGAAUCAACGGGCAAUCCAUUUGGAAACAAUGACGUUACGGUUGUCGAUGCGCCUCGACUUACAUACGAUAAAUCUGUGAACAGAAAGGUGGCCAAGUGGGGUGAUAUUGACGAUGAUGAAGUAUGGAAAUCACAACCACAACAGAACUUAUUCUCUCCGGAAGCACCAAUAAAAACAAAGAGGACAGCACAGACCAUGGCACUUACAAGUUUUCUACAAAUAAACAACAAUACAAAGAAAAUGAACAAAACCAAAUCUACAGUAAAGAAGAAGGGAGUUGGUGAUGAUCAGUUUUCUCUGCCUACCGCUGGAAAAAAGGUCACACAUGUGCGUUGAACAUAAAUCAACAGUAAGGAAGAAGGGAGAUGGCUCGGCCGAUAUUUAUUUCAAAAUGGAUAAUCUGAUCUCAUUUUCUACUGUAAUUGUGGGCUUAUGAAUUGUGAGCAUAACGACAUCUUAGAUGCAAUGGCAAAGACUUGAGCUAUUAAUUAGUGUGUCACGUUAACCCAAUUUACAACCGCCUUAUGGUCGUUCUUCUGUCUGUUUUUAGUUUAACGUAAUAGCAACACAUUCAGGUCAUGUACGGACGGAUCUCCUACAUUGGACGAAAAUAGACAAUUCAAGAUAAUGUAAGGACCGGAUCGCCUAACGUGGACGAAAAUAGACAAUUAGGUAAUGUACGGACGGAUCGCCUAAAGUGGACGAAUAUAGACAAUUCAGGAUAUAGCAUUUAUUUUCGUACUCUAACUGGAUCAUAAUACCUAAUGCUUCUACAUUUACGAUUUCUUAAAGAAUUUUACAAUGUUUAAGGUGAGAAUAUAAAAGACUUAAAACGUAAAUGACUAAAUAACGUAAUGACUAAAAAUAUUGUUUUACAAUAAUGUUAAAAUAUGAUUAAGUAGCAUUUAGGUA
Messenger RNA from Pecten maximus, 959 nucleotides. RefSeq lists its product as uncharacterized. The transcript is spliced from 3 exons. NCBI's taxonomy places the organism in Eukaryota, Metazoa, Mollusca, Bivalvia, Pectinida, Pectinidae. The record is from RefSeq and is a predicted model, not a curated record. The coding region runs from base 36 to 383 and encodes 115 amino acids.